Oryza brachyantha (malo sina) is the source of this 1306-nucleotide messenger RNA. RefSeq names its product protein STRICTOSIDINE SYNTHASE-LIKE 10-like. Gene Ontology annotation, molecular function: strictosidine synthase activity. The coding region runs from base 96 to 1136 and encodes 346 amino acids. Gene Ontology annotation, biological process: biosynthetic process. The record is from RefSeq and is a predicted model, not a curated record. Lineage: Eukaryota; Viridiplantae; Streptophyta; Magnoliopsida; Poales; Poaceae. The transcript is spliced from 4 exons.
UCAAUCGUCGAAGCCAACGCGCAGCUGAUCGAGGCGGAUACAUUGCGCAAGCUGCAGAAGAAUCAAUCAAUAGAGGUUUCUUGACACAAAUCAUAAUGGAUCACGGUCGUCGUUGUUUGACGGUUUUUGUGCUCCUGCUUUGCCUUUAUCCGUGUGCCGUGCUACCACUGAGAUCUUCGAACACGCAAUCGGCUUUCCGGAUACGACUUCCCAACGGUGUAAGUGGUGCCGAAAGCCUAGCCUUCGACCCUCAAAACCAAGGCCCGUACACCGGCGUCUCCGAUGGUCGCAUACUUAAGUGGGAUAGGAGCGCCGCUGUCUGGAUGCCUUUUGCAUACAACAAAGACUAUCAGAGUAUCCCUGCAUGCAAGACACCGGCAGCGCCAUCUAUGGAGACGGAGAGCAGGUGUGGACGGCCGCUGGGCCUAGCGUUCCAUCGCAAGACCGGUGAUCUCUACAUCGCCGAUGCAUACAAGGGGCUUAUGCGGGUUGGGCCAAGCGGCGGUGAGGCCGAGGUGCUUGCUACCGAAGCAGAUGGUGUCGCAUUUAAUUUUGUCAAUGGCAUCGAUGUGGAUCAAUCUACCGGCGAUGUCUACUUCACGGACAGCAGCACCACCUACACCCGUCGGAAUAACAUAGAUAUUAUGCUCAAUGCCGACGCGACGGCGCGGCUGCUGAAGUACGACGCGCGGACGAAGCAGGUGACCGUGCUCAGGGCCGGGCUGCCGUACGCCAACGGCGUGGCCGUCAGCCCCGACGGGAGCCACGUCGUGGUGGCGCACACGUGGCCGUGCCAGGCGUUCAGGUACUGGCUGGCCGGGCCCAGGGCCGGCCAGUACGAGCUCUUCGCCGACCUGCCGGGGUACCUCGACAACGUCCGGCGCGACGGCAAUGGCGGCUACUGGGUGGCUCUCAACCGGGAGAAGAUGCAGUCGGACGGGACCACCCCUGCUUCGUUGACCAAGCACCUCGUCGGCGUCCGGCUCACCGGCGACGGCACCGAGGUGGAGGAGCUCACGGCUGCCAGGGGCGACACGCUCAGCGAGGUGACGGAGAUGGGGCGCAGGUUGUGGCUCGGCUCCGUCGAGCUUAAUUACGUGGGUCGUAUGGACAUUAACGACGGAUCCGUCUAUUAAUCAGUAAUCGAUCUGUCAAUUAGUAUAUUAGGUAUUCAGUAGUUAAGUUGUUAGAUCUGUCCAUAGAUUAGAUAUUAGCUAGUAUUUGAGUAAUCGGGUCAUAAAUGGUGUGAAACUUUUUCGUGAGCAGAUUAAUUAAUUAAUUAAUUAUGUGUUAAUGAUCUUGUCUU